This is a messenger RNA of Sarcophilus harrisii (Tasmanian devil), 2400 nucleotides long. RefSeq names its product mitogen-activated protein kinase 15 (gene MAPK15). Gene Ontology annotation, biological process: intracellular signal transduction; protein phosphorylation. NCBI's taxonomy places the organism in Eukaryota, Metazoa, Chordata, Mammalia, Dasyuromorphia, Dasyuridae. Gene Ontology annotation, cellular component: cytoplasm; nucleus. The coding region runs from base 212 to 1951 and encodes 579 amino acids. The transcript has 14 exons. The record is from RefSeq and is a predicted model, not a curated record. Gene Ontology annotation, molecular function: ATP binding; MAP kinase activity.
AGAGGACUGGGCCAAACUGGAGGAAAGGGCCAGGCUUCCCCGCGCACCAUCCUCGGAUUGGCCCAGAGGCGCCGGCGUCUGCGCAAGCGCAGCAUCGCCUCUGGUUUCCACAGCAACGGGUUCAACAGCUGCCUCUGAGGAAAGGAAAGGAGUGAGAAAGGGGGGUCCUGAUCGGAAGCGAAGGAAUCUCCAGAAACUGGUGUCUUCGGCCAUGAGUUCGGUGGAGGUGGACGAACACGUGGCCCAGCGCUACCUCAUCAAGCGGCGGCUCGGGAAGGGGGCCUAUGGCAUCGUUUGGAAAGCUGUAGAUCGAAGGACAGGGGAAAUCGUGGCCAUCAAGAAGAUCUUUGAUGCCUUCAGAAACAAGACAGAUGCACAGAGAACAUUCAGAGAAAUCACGUUUCUCCAGGAGUUUGAUAAUCACCCCAACAUCAUCCGGCUUCUGAAUGUCAUCAGGGCAGAAAAUGACAGGGACAUUUACCUAGUAUUUGAAUCCAUGGACACAGACCUGCAUUCUGUCAUCCGGAAAGGGAACCUGCUGAAGGAUAUUCAUAAAUGUUACAUCCUUUACCAGCUUCUGCGUGCAACCAAAUUCAUUCACUCAGGGAAUGUCAUCCACAGAGACCAAAAGCCCUCCAAUGUUCUUCUGGAUGCUGACUGUUGUGUAAAACUCUGUGACUUUGGCCUUGCACGUUCCCUGAGUCAACUUCAUGAAGAACCAGGGAACCCAGCCCUGACAGAGUAUGUGGCUACACGCUGGUACCGAGCCCCAGAAAUCCUGUUGUCUUCACACCGGUACACACAGGGUGUGGACAUGUGGAGCUUGGGCUGUAUCCUGGGGGAGAUGCUGCUUGGGAGACCUUUAUUCCCAGGAACUUCUACCCUCAACCAGCUUGAGCUAAUCCUGGCAGCCAUCCCAGCCCCAAACAAAGAGGACUUCCUGGCCAUUGGCUCAGAAUACAGUGCUUGUGUCCUCCAGCGCAUGGGCCCCCGGCAGCUAGUGACCCUGGACUCCCGCCUCCCACCAACCACUCCUCCUGAGGCCCUGGAUCUGUUGCAACGACUACUAGUAUUUGACCCAGAGAAGCGGCUGACAGCAGAUGAGGCUCUGAGGCACCCCUAUGUGAGGAGAUUCCACUGUCCAGCCAAGGAACCAGCCCUGGAGUAUGAAAUAAUUUUGCCUGUGGAUGAUGGUGUGCAACUCUCUGUGGUGGACUAUCGCAACCGACUUUACAAGAUGAUCCUGGAUCGAAGGGUCAACAGUCAGCUCCAAAGGCUGGAGAUUCAGAGAGAAGUGGUGGGGGAUCUUCCCCGGUCAAGCUCUGUACCCUUGCCCUCCCAGAAGGAUCCCCUCCUGCAGAACCAUACCUCUGAGUCAGCCCAGGCUCUGGGGGAACAACCCCAAACCUCCACCCUGAGGGAACGUCGAGCACAAAUCCCUGGACCCAGGCCACAGAGUGAACCUGCCCCCAGCCGUGACACCCUUGGUCCCCGGCAGGGGCCAGCACCCUCCAUCUGGCUACAACAUCGAGGUUUCUCAGGGAAGAGGCGACAGUCAUGUUGGGGUGAUACUCGCACCCUGACUGGCCCACUUGGGGAGAAGCCAGGCCUCAGAUGGAAUGGGCCUAACAACUUCCUCACUGCCCAUGCAGCCGCAGUGACCAACCAGGCCCUCAUGCGCAAGGACAGCUCCCUGAUGGGCGUCAUGACUUCCACAAGCACCCGUCUGGUCCCUCGCCUGCCCCCUGGCUCUACUCAGGAUGCUCGACCUCUCCUGUGUCCUGCAAGGAGGAUGUUCCAGUCCUCUGCCUCCCAGGGGACUAUAGGGGCAGCCAGGGCCGCCCUGGGAGGCUAUUCCCAGGCCUAUGGUACCAUCUGCAGGUCAGCCCUGUAUGGUCUGCCCCUCUCUUAUUCCUCCCUUCAUCCCCUCCCUCAUGUACCUCCGUCCUGAUUCCCUUCUAAAGACGACCUAACUGUUUCUCUUCCGUACUUUUUCCAAUCCUUGACUAGUCCCUAUCUGCCCAGAGAUAUCCCCAACCUGCCUCACCCUAUGGACUUCGCUCAUCUGAUUUCCCAUGACCCUCUGAACCUUUUAUUUCUUUACUCAGACAUUCCCUAUACAUAGGAUCCCUCAUCUGACUCACUCAAUGGGAUCUCUAGCUUGGAGAAUGUUUGGCGUCAGCCAUGGGAGUCUGUUCCCUUUACCCUUCCCCAAAAAACAUCAACAUUUUAAAAAAUAAAGUGUCUGAUUUUCUGUAUCAUUUGAUAUUCCUCCAGCAUAGGGAAUUGAGCUUCCCGAAACCCUGACUUUCCUUUUCUUGCCCUAUAACCAGAACCAUAUAACCCCACAUAUAAAUGCAUCAUUUAUGACUGCUUAAUUUUUUGUUGUUGUCCAUAUGC